CGGAGGGAAGCGUGCUCACCCACACCUCACCCACCCGGCGGGGCACGGCGCCCUGCCUCCUGCGCGCCUGGAGGAGACGUUCCCCGUCCUGCCGCGGUGGGUGCUGCUGGUGUGUUGGGUGUCUCUGGAGCAUGGUGUGAGCUUCAGAACAGCAGCGGCGUGGGCUCACCCUGCUGCUGGCUAUAGCGGGGCUGACGCGGUCCUGCUGCAGAAGUCAGCCUUGGGGCUGCAUCACCUCUCAGGGCGAGGAGCCUGCCAGCUCACGGGGCUGUGCGGAUAGGCUUUGCUGGAUUGUGCAAACAGCUCACACACACAAGGGUGAUUUUUACACUGAUUUCUAAGCGCAGUAAUAAUUAAGGACAAGUCAGCGAAAGGAGGGAGGUUUCCUGGAGUUGGAAAGCUGGGGGCUGUGCAUGUGCCUCUGGAGGGGCGGUGGGUGCUCUCACCCUGAACAAAAGGCGCUUGUCUUGCAGCCGAGGAGCGCAGUGCGGCUAGAGGAGAGUUUCCUGCCGGUGCGCCUGUGUGUCCCCGCGUGGGGCAGUGAGGGAGAGGCGGUGGCGCUGAUGUGGCACUGCACUAGGUAAGGCAGCACCUCGUGUGUGUGUGGGAUGAGCAGGCGCUUCCUCCUCCGCGCGGGGAGUCCCAGGCAUGACGUGGCAGCCUCCGAGGUGAGUCCGGCUGUGCCAACACCCUGCCAGCCCCUGCAGCACCUUCCUGGAGGCUUCUCUGCUGGUCCUGCCCUCCCUGCUGGAGGUGAUGAUUCCCCCGGAGCAGGGACACCCAGAUCCAGAGGAAAGUGCAUCCAGAGCCUUCUUCCAAGUCUCCAAGGCUGGAGAGCUGCAAGUACAGUGACAGCGGGAGCUGUCAAAACGAGGGCAGGAGACAAGGACAUCAGACAGCCCCCGUUCAGUAACAACCCCUUUCCAUCCCGCUUUUCUGUCCCAGCUCGGCUUGCUCAGCCAUGAACGUCUCCGUGCUUGGCAGCCAGCUGAGACACCCCGAGCCCCAGGAUGUGGCCGCCUUCACUCCCAUCUCUGUCGUUAGGAGCAUGACGAAGAAAUCUGACGCCCUGCCCAUGAUCUCAAUGAUCGUGGCCAUCUUUGUCCUUUUGGCCAUCUUCAUCAUCGUUGUGGUGCACUAUGGCCCUCAGCUCCGCACCAUCCAGAUCACCCUUUACCACGAGCCCAUGCCACAGGACUUGGACGACGGGGUGCACCUCACGGACUGGAGGAAGCUGGGCUCCCAGAAGAAGCUUCCUGCCCAGCCUGGCCAGUGGGAGCUGGGCGGUGUGGCCACAGCCGGCCUGAGCUGCCAGUGCUCCUGCAGGCACCACCUCCCCUGCAGGAGCGCCGAGCCCAACGUCAUCGAGAUCACCUACCUGUGAAAAUAGGGACUGGGAUGAUGGCUGAUUGCAGGAAUCAUGUCUGUCUCCAGGGGGCUGAGUGUCACUGCAGUGACCCAUCGGCAGCCCCUGAACAUCCAGACCCGUGUCCCUCUUGCAGUGCACAGCUCCAGACAGGCAAUGACACCGUUAUUUGGCUGCACCAGGCAAAAGCUGAGUCCUCAGCCCAGGCUCCGGGACUGUGUCAGCCUACGUGGGACAGCUUUAGCAUUUUUCUUGCCCUGGUUUCACCCACAGGCUGUCCCACGCUGCCUGGAGUGCCCAGGAGAACCAUCUCGGUCCCUGCUCUGGGAGCACUGACUUUACCCUCAGCCCCUUGGCAGGAGCUGGAAGUUGCCUGGUCUGGAGUUGCUUUCUGGAUUAAGGACGUUUCCACAUGCACAGUGUCCCCAUUAUUCUGAUGGCGUGGCACAGAAAAACCUCCAGUCCCUUUUGCCCUCCAUGCCACGGCCCCUUUCCCUCUGCUGGAGAGCUGGACUCUGUCCUCCCUCCUGCUGGCCCUGGAGAGGGCUCAGCCCGCUGUGACAGACAGCCUGCAGCAUCUCUGUGCACCACAACAGGGCGUGGAGACCUGAGGGCAUCUUCAGUGUGGUCAUCUUCAUCGUCCCCACUGCUGUCUGCUGCCCCCGAACCAGGAAAAGCUCUGUGCUCUGCUCGAGGGCCCAGGACCAGCACUGUUGGGAUGGAUGUUGGUGCGUCUCAGUCACCCCAGGCAGGUACAGGUACAGAGGGAGCAGAUGGAAGGGUGAAACAUCAUCCUUGGCCCCGCAGGGUGACAGCAGACUGUGGUGUCCUGCUCGGCUCUGGGAGCCUUCCUGCUGCUGGAGGUGCUAGGCACCUCUUUGGGCAAGAAACUGGUCACAGCUUCUCCUCACUCGGUGGAAAGUGGGCGUCAAAGCCUGGCUUCAGUGCGUGGGCUCACAGGCAGUCCCUGGGGAGGGAACAAACCUCUGGGAUCACCCUGAAGGAUUUUGUUCUGGUGAGUAGUCCCAGAAGUCAAACACAGCUCCCACCUCUCCCCUUCCCACGCCAGCACAGCAAAGCCAGAUCUGUGCCCACCCCAAGCUGCAUCCUCAGCACAGAUCCGUCUGGGCACUGAUGGAAAAGAACCAGGGGCUUUCACCCCUUCCUCCAGUGCUGGGCAUUGCUGACCUGGCAGGUGCUCCGGCUUCCUCCAGCUCACUUAAUUCCA
This is a messenger RNA of Cygnus olor (mute swan), 2594 nucleotides long. RefSeq names its product small integral membrane protein 33 (gene SMIM33). Lineage: Eukaryota; Metazoa; Chordata; Aves; Anseriformes; Anatidae. The record is from RefSeq and is a predicted model, not a curated record. The transcript has 2 exons. The coding region runs from base 962 to 1384 and encodes 140 amino acids.